CCACUAAUAAACCCCCAGCCAUUAAACAAAGCUAGUUAAUCGCAAAGCGAGCGCCCUACGCCGGCCUUUCGCCGUGAGCCAGUAGCCGCCCUCGCGCCUCGCCGCCAUAAAUACCACGUCCGUGUGCUCCUCGCCUCACACCACCACACGGAGCAGCCUCAGCGCACUAGCUCGCACCUUGGGCACCACCGCACGCCGGACCUUGUCGAUCGGUUAAAGGGGCGACGAUGGCCAAGGACAUCGAGGCGGCGCCACCCGGCGGGGAGUACGCGGCCAAGGACUACUCCGACCCGCCGCCGGCGCCGCUCUUCGACGCCGAGGAGCUGACCAAGUGGUCCCUGUACCGCGCGGUGAUCGCCGAGUUCGUGGCCACGCUGCUCUUCCUCUACAUCACCGUGGCCACCGUCAUAGGGUACAAGCACCAGGCGGACCCCGCCGGCCCCAACGCCGCCGACGCGGCCUGCAGCGGCGUGGGAAUCCUGGGCAUCGCCUGGGCGUUCGGCGGCAUGAUCUUCGUCCUCGUCUACUGCACCGCCGGUGUCUCGGGUGGCCACAUCAACCCGGCAGUGACCUUCGGGCUGUUCCUGGCGCGUAAGGUUUCGCUGGUGCGCGCGGUGCUCUACAUCAUCGCGCAGUGCCUGGGCGCCAUCUGCGGCGUGGGGCUCGUCAAGGGGUUCCAGAGCGCCUUCUACGUGCGCUACGGCGGGGGCGCCAACGAGCUCAGCGCCGGCUACUCCAAGGGCACCGGCCUCGCCGCCGAGAUCAUCGGCACCUUCGUGCUCGUCUACACCGUCUUCUCCGCCACCGACCCCAAGCGCAGCGCCCGUGACUCCCACGUCCCAGUGCUGGCUCCCCUGCCAAUCGGCUUCGCGGUGUUCAUGGUGCACCUGGCCACUAUCCCGAUCACCGGCACCGGCAUCAACCCGGCGAGGAGCUUCGGAGCUGCCGUGAUCUACAACAACGAGAAGGCCUGGGAUGACCACUGGAUGUUCUGGGUGGGGCCAUUCAUCGGGGCCGCCAUCGCCGCCUUGUACCACCAGUACGUGCUGAGGGCCAGCGCCACCAAGUUCGGCUCGUCUGCCUCCUUCGGCAGCCGCUAGAUGGUCGGAGGCGUAUGAACUGUAGAUAUGGCAGAGGACAGAGGGGCCUCCGUUCGGGUCCCUGGAUUCUGCUGGUCUUUGCGCGCGUCUCUGCUUUCCUCUGCUCGCCGCCCGCGCUUGCUGCUUGUUUUCUCUACCGAUCGAGUGUGUCUUCGUCAGUCAGUGUUUGCUUCCAUGUAAUGUUUAUGAAUGAUGAGGAUGAUGUACUGUCAUGUCAUGUACGCAUCCAGGUAACUUGGGGGGGGAAUUUGAAAUGCAAUGUGUACGUACGGUUCGGUUUGUGAGCUGAUUGCUUGUUUCGUACUCCCAAGCAUACGUCCCUACCAGCAAAUCUGAUGAAAUCUGUUUGGUUA
Molecule: messenger RNA, 1453 nt
Organism: Hordeum vulgare subsp. vulgare (domesticated barley)
Lineage: Eukaryota; Viridiplantae; Streptophyta; Magnoliopsida; Poales; Poaceae
Product: probable aquaporin PIP2-3
Exons: 3
Coding region: 228-1100 (290 amino acids)
Biological process (GO): transmembrane transport
Cellular component (GO): plasma membrane
Molecular function (GO): water channel activity
Source: RefSeq, a predicted model, not a curated record